AUGAAGAAUAAAGGUUAUCAUUGCGAUAUCGUUACAACGAACAAGUCACGGCUAAGCAAGCAGUUAUCAAGCUGUGUUAGAGACCAUAAGUCAACUUAAUUAAAAUAUACGUCUAAUUCAUUUCAAAAAUGUACAUGUGUACUACUACCGUUUUGCUCGCGUGUCUAUGCAUAGUAGAAAGUGCUAAUACUGACAGAACUAUUGCAGGCAUCGACCAAAGAGAAGUGUGUAAGAUAAAAAAAUCGUGUGUAAAUUGUUUACGCUUGGUACAUUGCUCUUGGUGCCAGACAGAGGAAAAAUGUUUUUCGAAGGAGUUGGAGCCUGAAACAUGCAGCGAGACAAACGAAUAUACGGAUCACGGAUUCAGUCUACAAGAAAACGCAAUCUGUAGUUGCAAGCAGGAAACAGAUGUAACCGAGGAUAAGAAUUGCGUCCCUGAAGGGGCAGACGAAGAAACGCCUCCUUGCAGCGGGCGAGGCGAGUGCGUCUGCGGCCGUUGCGUCUGUAAGACCUAUGAAAAUUCCACGAAGAUAUUAAUGGGCGAUUAUUGCGAAUUCGACAACUUCUCUUGUGACGGCCCGGACUGCAACGAAGGCCCUUAUGCCCUUGCGCAAGAUAAGGACCACAAGGACAAAGAAGAAUCGGUAUUUUCUUCCUGGUUUUCAGUUUAGAAUAGGUCGAUUUGUGUUCAGCGAAUCUAUUAUAAAUUAGAUUAGAAAUGUAAACAAAUAUAAAGUUGCAAAUAAAUAUAUUACACUGUA
Molecule: messenger RNA, 761 nt
Organism: Leguminivora glycinivorella
Lineage: Eukaryota; Metazoa; Arthropoda; Insecta; Lepidoptera; Tortricidae
Product: integrin beta-3-like
Exons: 3
Coding region: 129-671 (180 amino acids)
Biological process (GO): integrin-mediated signaling pathway; cell-matrix adhesion; cell adhesion mediated by integrin
Cellular component (GO): integrin complex; focal adhesion; cell surface
Molecular function (GO): integrin binding
Source: RefSeq, a predicted model, not a curated record